Molecule: messenger RNA, 4373 nt
Organism: Globicephala melas (long-finned pilot whale)
Lineage: Eukaryota; Metazoa; Chordata; Mammalia; Artiodactyla; Delphinidae
Gene: MIMS1
Product: family with sequence similarity 210 member A
Cellular component (GO): mitochondrion
Source: RefSeq, a predicted model, not a curated record
CGCCGUGCUGAGGGCGCCGGCAAGAGCGGUGCGAGCCAGUGGUUGGUGGGGCCGGUGUGUUGGGCGGGCGGGCCGGAGGCUGGGUCGCCUGAGCACGCGGCUUUCGGCGCCCUGACCCACGCUCGGCUGGUGGCUCUGCGGAGGGACACGGCGGGGGCUUCAAGCGGCCGCACGGCGGGGAGCGGCGGCGGCGGCCUCACGUCCUGAGGUAUCCUGGGUCGAGGCCUCUGGGGGCGGGGCCGGGCAGUCGGCUGGGCCUCCUCAACGUGGUACGCGGCGGUGAGCGCCCCCCGGGGCGGACAGAGGUCACCCCGCCCUUCGCUGUGCGCCGGUGUCCUGCAAACCCUGUCUGUGGAGCGGUUUUCCAGCCUCCGCUCUGCCACCUUCACCCUUUGCUCUGCCUUUACUUGGACGCCGGCCGGGAGGGGCCUGAGAGCCCCCGCGCUCGGACUUGAUUCGGAAACGCGCGGCGCCCUGCUUCUCCCCGGGGACCGCGUGUCGCUCCCUACCGCCGCAUUCGGGAGGUUCAGCCAGACUUCUCUCGAGAGGGCCGUUCUCAUCUGUCAGACUCUGAAGGAAGGGGCAGCCCACACCUGUUUAGGAGAAACACCUUCCUGAGCACAGGCUCCGGACGUGCAGGCUCAGCGGCCAUGGCUCACGGGCCCAGCUGCUCUGUGGAUGUGGGAUCUUCCUGGACCGGGGCACAAACCCGUGUCCCCUGCAUUGGCAGGCGGACUCUCAACCACUGCGCCACCAGGGAAGCCCCUGCCCUCUACUUUUAUUUGCACUCAUCUGAAGUAGUCUCUAUAGAAGCUGAAAUCCAUCAAGCUCCGUUCUUCAGAAUGCAAUGGAACGUACCAAAGACUGUAUUCCGACUGGCACAUAGGACAUGCAUGGAACCAGAUAAAGCUGGUCUUUUGGGACACUGUCAAAACAUGAAGGGACCAUUACUUUUGUAUACCUCAGAAUCCAGAGUGGUUUGGGUACAGGGCCCUCAGAAACGAUGGCUGCACUUACCUGCUGCCCAGUGUGUUGCAAAGGAAAGGAAGCCAUUCAUUGCUCACCCACCCCAACCAGGGAUCCUUCAUAAACAGUGGGAGCAGGAUAUCUUAUCCAAGAGGGUUCUGUCAUCCAGUGCUACAUCCCCAGGAACUCCCUCUGAAAAAAAGGAAGAACCUGAUCCUUUACAAGACAGAUCAAUUAGUCUUUAUCAACGAUUUAAGAAAACAUUUAGACAAUAUGGAAAAGUUUUGAUUCCAGUGCAUCUAAUAACUUCUGGUGUUUGGUUUGGAACGUUUUAUUAUGCAGCCAUAAAAGGAGUGAAUGUCGUUCCUUUUCUAGAACUUAUUGGGUUACCUGACAGCGUAGUAAACAUUCUGAAAAAUUCCCAGAGUGGAAAUGCACUGACAGCAUAUGCCCUGUUUAAGAUUGCAACGCCCGCGCGGUACACUGUGACCCUGGGGGGGACCUCCUUCACUGUGAAGUAUCUGCGCAGCCGUGGCUAUAUGUCGACACCACCCCCUGUGAAGGAGUAUCUGCAGGACAGGAUGGAGGAGACAAAGGAGCUCCUCACAGAGAAAAUGGAGGAGACAAAGGACAGACUUACUGAAAAACUGCAAGAAACCAAAGGAAAGGUUUCUUUUAAGAAAAAAGUGGAAUAGGGUGCCUUAUAUACCAGGUUAUAGACAGUUCCUGCACUUUAACCCUUGGGGACUGGACAAAGGUACAUGCUCUUGAUUAUAUUUUUGGUUAGCAGCCUAAAUAUAGCAGUUCUCUGAGGGUUAAAGAACUAAGAUAACUUUUUAAAGUUGAACAUCACUAGAAAAAUCAGUGUUUUUUGAAAAGAAAAAAUGAACCCAGUAUAAGAAUUUCAUGUCAGUAGCAGCGUUAAGCAGUGGUCCAUGUCUUCAGUCAUCCUUGCUUUGUGUUUAGAUAGCUGCUGACUCCUUGAAUAGCUGGUGCGGCCCUACACAGAUUUAACACUAGGUCUUCAUCUUUUUUGUUAUUUGAGGUUUUAACGAUAUUCACUUCUCAAUGUGGAGACAAACUGUUAUCAUCAGAACUGCCUGUGAAUAAGAGGAUAUUUAGUCUUUCUCUAAAGAUAGUAUAUAACGGUUACAUACCAGUUAAAAUGUAGACUUCAUAUAAAGAAAGCUGAAUGAAAAUUGGGUCAUAUAUAUGUAAAUAAGAUGUAUUGGUUAUAUGUAAAUGAAAAAUUGACCCUUUAAAAAUGAUUUUUACCUGAAGCUUGCCAUAAUCAAAUUUUUUAAGCAAAUCUGUGCGGUCAUAGCACUUUCUCACCUAGAAUGUAAAACUGUUAUUCCUGCAUCAUGUCUUCUCCAACUGAUCUCUCAGAGGAAAAGGGAAAAUCAUCACACCUUAAGUUUAUGGUGGAGAUCAGAUACGCUUAGCAGUGCCUGCAGCUGUGGUUCUCGGCAGUGCAGGUUUGGGAGGAUGGGACCUGCCUGUCCCUGCCACCUGGUCUCCACCAGCCAGAGUCGGUCUUGAUUCCAUUAUGCAGUAAAAUUAUAAGAUUGUAGGCUGCUGUUUUCCUCUUGCAUUGAAACAUACUUGAGCAUUUUACUUGAAUUUUUUAAAUAGCAAACUGUCAUUAAAACCUGCUUGGAAUGAAAUUCAGUUGUUUUCAGAUGUGAAAGUUGCCACAAUUUGUGUGGGUGUGUUUGAGGAUGUGUUUGUAUGUUUCCUUUUGCUCUAACUGCCUUUACUUCAGUUCUAACCUUUGAGUUGAAAGAGGGAACGGCCUCUUUCUAGAUUGUCUUUGUUGUGAGUGAUCUGAUAAGGCCGCAGGCAUCACUGCUGUGAGGCAGGGUUUCCGUAUUAAAUACUGAGUUUGGCCAAAUUUAGAGAAUACUUUAAAGGGAAAAAAAUGUUUGCAUUUGAUAUGUCUCAUCAUUAUAUUGGCUGUGCUGUGCUUGGACUCUUCUUUGUGGGGGUGGGUAGAGUGGUGAGGGGGCAGGGCUCACUCUGCCACAUGCAGGCCCGAUCAGGCAGGAUGGUUUGUCUCCUGAUACAGAUCAAACGUGUGAUUUCAAAUUGACAGCACAUUUUCAAAUUCAAAAACAGUGAACAUGUUUUAGCUUGUUUAUUAAAUAAUUCACAUUUUUGCAUAUAUUAAAUGCUAAGAUGGAUAUUAACAAAUUUCUUGUUUGUUUAUUUUUAACCACUGAGACUGCUCGGUUUAAAAUCAUGUGUUAUGUGAAACUUUCUUUUUACUUUUCACAUUGCAUAGGGCGUGUUUUCCAAUGAGGAUAAAUUGUGGGUCUUAGAAGCACUAAUAACCCUGAGUUUCCACCUUUGGUUCAGCCUGUUUGAGAUUUGUUGCCGUCCAGUUUCAUAAUUGUGUUGUGUUUGUCCAGUUACAGAAAGUGAGAUAAUAGGGAGUGCUUUGAAAUUCUCUAGUAAAACAUUCUCUGAAGGUGUAAGAAGUUCUUUUGUCAUUAUUUGGUAUCAGGAAUAUCUGAUCUUGUCAAAUGCUGCUGCUCUCAUCUUGCUAACCUAGUCCUUAAGGGAAGCUACAAAGAGCCGAAAGGGGGACCCCUGGAAUAUGCGUGUAGAGUAUUCAUAGCAGGCCAGCAGCACAUAGUGGGCAUUGAGUUAAAUUAUCCGUGUGUGUGUGUGUGGUAAAUAUCAUAACCAUUUCAUUUACAAUAAGCCUUAUACUUGCUGUGUCUGGUGUGCACAUCUGUAUUUAAGUAGGAUUUUUGACAGGGUAAAGACGGAGCCAUGGCUGAGAUUUAAUUUAACACCUAUAAAAUAGAUAAAAAGUGUUUGCUCAGCAAAUUAACAAUUGAAAUGAAAAAUAGAUUAGGUAAAAAAAGACUUAGUUUAUUCAAGAAAAAUAGCAAAACCAACCUUUUAAAGUACCACAAAAAUGUCUCUUACUGAACCAACAUUUUGCAUACAGUAGGGUGCUAUUUGCAGAUUCCAACAAAGGAGAAAGAGUUCAUGUAUUAAGGUCACCUUCCUGCCACUAGUAAAAAUAAUAAAACUAUGCCUUCAAAUAUAAUCUUCAGCUUAUUUGUUAUAGAAUCUGCCUUCCAUUUAUUUACAGAUGGAAGACGUUACUGUAGUCCUUUAUGCUCUAGGAAGCAGUGGAGCUAUUGGCUGUCUUAUUUCAGUGACCUCAGAAGGUAAUUCCAGGAAUUUUAUAAACAUCUUAACAGUUUGGGCAGAAGAGGUGUUUGAAGAAAAGAAGCAAGUUGUACGUUAGACAUAUCUAGCUCUUUCUUGUGUUCUUUCCACUUGGUUCAUCUUCAGGAUUUCUUAUCCAAAUUCAGAUGUUCUGAACAAAGCCACUGUAGAAGAUUGUAGAGUAUGGUGAUGGUAAUGAAAUGGACAGAAAAUGUUUUAGC